Pimephales promelas (fathead minnow) is the source of this 3353-nucleotide messenger RNA. RefSeq names its product CD81 molecule a (gene cd81a). Gene Ontology annotation, cellular component: plasma membrane. NCBI's taxonomy places the organism in Eukaryota, Metazoa, Chordata, Actinopteri, Cypriniformes, Leuciscidae. The record is from RefSeq and is a predicted model, not a curated record.
CUAAGGGGGAGGGAACUGGGUGUUGCCCUUUUAACGUCGUCUGAGUCCAAGCAGCAGCAACACACAGCCACUGUGAUUGGGGUUCAGUCUGCGCGAGCACUGCGUAACGGAGGCUUCAUCGAGACACUUCUUCGUUAACCGGCUUAAAAAACACCCUUUAGAAAAACCGACACCAUGGGCGUUGGCGUUGAUGGCUGCUCGAAAUGUAUUAAAUACAUUCUCUUCUUCUUAAAUUUCAUCUUCUGGCUGGCUGGUUGUGUAAUCUUGGGGGUUUCACUCUGGCUUCGUCAUGAUGCUAAAACAAGCAGUCUUCUGGACCUGAAGUUUGAGGGAACUGAACCACCCAGCACUUUCUACAUCAGUAUCUACAUCCUGAUUGCUGUUGGUGCUGUGAUGAUGUUUGUUGGAUUUCUUGGUUGCUAUGGAGCCAUACAGGAAUCCCAGUGUCUUCUCGGAACAUUCUUUGCCUGCCUGGUAAUUCUGUUUGCCUGUGAGGUUGCGGCUGGAAUCUGGGGAUUCAUGAACAAAGACAAGAUCUCCAAAGAGAUAAUCUCUUUCUAUGACUCUGUGUAUGACGCAGGCAAUUCACAAAGUGAAAAACGUAAGGCUGCCGUUGCUGUCUUGAAGGUCUUUCACGAGACUCUUAACUGCUGUGGCAAAGGAUCAAUUUUAAGUUUUGCUGAAACUUUGAGGACAGAAACCUGUACUACAGAAAUGAAACUGACGGCUGUGAACUGUCACACCAAGAUCAAAGAGCUAUUCUCAGAGAAGAUCUACCUGAUUGGCAUCGCUGCCCUGGUUGUUGCUGUAAUCAUGAUCUUCGAGAUGAUCUUCAGCAUGGUGCUCUGCUGCAGUAUCAGGAACAGCCCUGUUUACUGAAACACAGGGGCAAGAUAUGUCCUUUAAAAACAUCAGCCAAAAAAAAAAAAAUUAAUUUCGUUUUAUAUCUACCAUCUCCUAUUUUGUUUUGUAUCUACCAUCGUUUUAUAAUAUAGUCACUCUGUCCUGUUCCUAAAGUCUCAGAACAAUUUUUGAACCACCAACAGUGGAACCAACAACAACUAGUCUGCUAUUGUUUACGCUGUAGUUGGCGAUGACUAGUUACGAUCUGUAGCUUAAGCAGUAGACUUAUAAACACACACACACACAGUACAUUAUCACAUAAAGGAUGGAUACAUUUAUUUGCUUGUAGUUUUAUUUUGUGUGUUAACUGUUAAGUUUUGCUAUUGCUAUGGAUUACUAUCAUUCUUUUCGUAUGUACAUGUAUAAACUGUAUAUAUUUGCAGCCCUGUAUGGCUGAAUAAGCAUGAAUCUCGUAUUGAACACUCCUGUCCAUCUUCUUCUUUGAGACUGCUGCUUGUAUGUACACGUUUCCUCCUGAGAAACCACUAAAUAAACAGUGUUAGCUAGGUGGGAGAGAAAGUCAGAAUACUUAUUUGAGGUAAGAAUGCAAAGAUUGAAACUUGUUUAAAGACCCAGAUAUACUUAAUUUUCCGCGUUCUGCUCCUUCUAGCGCACAGUUGAGCGAGAAAGUGACACUCUAUCAGGUUGACCUUUGUCUCAAAUCACUCGCGCAGACACAAUAAUCGGGCAACACGUGCCAGCAGACAGGGAAAGUAUAUUUUCGUCUUAACAUUACAGAGUCGACGAGCACUACGUUUGCUUCUUACACUAUGCUAUUCAGUAGAGCUCAGUUGGUGCAAACAAAGCUUAAAUGUAUUUCCUGGAUUCAGUAGAAAUUAAUAUCAGUAGACAGCACUUUUCCAAAUUAACUGUACCUCAUUUUCUUCAAAAACAGCUACAGUCUGGGCUACAGCACUGACACGGGUUGAAUGUGGCCGAAUCGCAAAAAUUUUAGGUAGUAUAUUCAAUCGUAUUGCCUCAAUACGCAAAUAACAUGCAUUCUGACAUCAUUUUUUUUCUGUGUAAAGUUGUAUCCAAUUUUUACAACUUAGUUGCCAUGAGAAAUUAAAUCUAAAACCUCAAAAUGACCACAAAAAACAACUACUUUUAAACUUCAACAGAAAAAUUAAUGCUUUUAUAAAAGUACACAAGCUUCAGAUUUCUCCAGAAAUGUGCCCCAUUCACUUCCAUUUUAAGUGUCUCGCCGUAGCCAGUUUAUGUGGCAACAACUUGCCACAAAUGCUGUCUGUUGAGCUUAACCUGUGAAUUUUAUUGAACCUGUAAUGGCAGAAAGGGCGCUGAUCUCUGAUCAUUGUGUUUCUUGUACGUGGAAUCACAUGAACGAAAGAGCUGAUCCUAGAUCAGCGUUUUGCUUUAGAACGCUGUAAACACAGAGCUCCUGAUGCCCACUAAAAUCUACUAUCUUUUUACAGUAUGUUCUAUAGUGCAAUGUGUUGUCCCAUACAAGGAGUUGGACCCAUUAAGGAUUACUGCCUCAGUCGAGUUUACAGUAAUCUCAGCCAUGGAGAGGAUCGUACAUACCUAACAGCCUUAAUAAAUAAAUGAAACCCCCUAUCCCUUAAUCACUAAAAUCUUGUACCAUCCAGAUAAUCAGGACUUUACCUAGGGGCAAAUUGGCUCCAAAUUAGGCCUGAUUCCCUUGUGGGUGCCUGUAGUGUCACUCAACUGAAAAAUCCAGUGAGUUUGUGUGAAUGUACAUGUAUGCUAUAUGUUGACAGUGAAUUGAGAUGGACAGGUUUGAAUGGUUAUAGAAUGGACAAGCUCUCUUCACUGCCACCUCUAUCUCAGAUGUAGUUGCUGUAAUACCAUGCCAUUUUCACUAGGUGGCGCAAAGAUGUUUCACUUUUACUGGUGAUUACACUCUUACUAUGCCCGUGUACAUGUCUAUCGUGCACUUAUUCUUCUAGACCGCACUAAUACGAAGCCCCCCCCCUACCUGAUGUGAUGUAUGAAUGCCAUCAGAUUUGUGAUUUAGGCUACUUCAUACAUUAUGCAACCUUGUCCUGUUAACACAUAUUGCCUAUGCUGAUAUGCUUAAAAAGUGUCUUGUACAGCUAUAUAGUAUACUAAUGACUAUGUAAAGACAAUGUAUGCCUUUAAUUGUGAUAUCUUUUUCCUGGUACUUGUCAAAAAAAUAGAGAGAACCUCAGCAAUUAUUUCUGUUGAAGCAUGUAGGAAUUUUAGGGGGUCCUGACAAGUCGAGCAUGACUAUUACAUAUAUGAAGGUGAAACAGUUGUUUAUGAAAAUACCUGCCGUAGUUAAAAUACAUCAAGGUGUUUAAACACUAUCAAAUGUAACCUUGUGUUGUAAGGAUCUCACUUAUUUGAUACCCAAAUUGACAGCUGUCGCUCAAAUCUCUACCCAAUUGUAGAUUUUGGUCUGGUUUUGUUGCCCAAAUAUUCAGGAAUUAAAUGUAUUUUACAAAUAA